AGUCACCCAACGUCACUGUCGUAAAAAAAAACAGCACUUGACGGCAAAUUGUCAUUUUAAAAAUUCGACAUGGCUUCUUCUCUGAUUUGUGGCGAAACUCAAAGCAGGGUGAGUUCAGUUCUGAACAGAGAUGUGAAGCAGUAUGGGAAGAAGUACAUGUUUGACUGCAAUGAAGAGACAUGCUGGAACUCAGACCAGGGUGAAUGUCAAUGGGUGACUCUGGAGUUCCCCCAGGCUGUCAGGGUGUCCCAGUUAAAGGUCCAGUUCCAAGGAGGCUUCUCGUCCAAAACAUGCAGACUAGAAGGUUAUCUCAAAGAUGGAGAUUUUACAGUGAUCAGCGAUUUUUACCCAGAGGACAACAACUCCCUUCAGAGCUUUCCCAUACAGGAGGCCCCUGUAGUGGAUAAAUUAAAAAUAAUGUUUGAGAAUAGUGCUGACUUUUUUGGGAGAAUAAUUGUUUAUUCCUUGGAUGUCCUGGGGGAAAAGGCCUCAUGAACAUUUUUUUUAAAACCCUCUCAUGAGAGAGGAAAUGACCCCUGAGUGAAGCACGGGACACAGGAUGGUGUGGUGGCACUUGGGGGAGACAUGUCAUCUGUACCGCCACCUCGUGAACUGAUGUGAAUGUGGCCUUUUUUGGUAUGGAGGACUUCAGGGAUGUUACAAGCUAUCUCACUCUUCAUCACUCAAACACACAAGGCUUGACAUAAAGUCUGAAUCUUGAGUUUUUACUGCAGAUUUUAUGGGUUUAUUGUGAUUAUAAGAGCACAUGUAAUCACACUCUCUAUACCUACAGUACUAUAUAUUGUGCCUUUGGGAUGACAGGCUAUUCCAGUGGAACACACAGUAUAAAAAUACAUUUUUAUUAAAACUUGUUUACAGUCCUUUUUUUUGCUAUCCUUCAGCCAAACAAAAUAACUCUGCUGCACAAAUGUUGCAUUUUAGUCCUUGUUUGUACAAAGUUUGUGUACACUGCAAUGCAUACAAAGUAAUGCGUACGAAUCGAAUAAACGAUUUAUAAAAUAACAAA
Thunnus maccoyii (southern bluefin tuna) is the source of this 1027-nucleotide messenger RNA. RefSeq names its product nuclear receptor 2C2-associated protein. Lineage: Eukaryota; Metazoa; Chordata; Actinopteri; Scombriformes; Scombridae. The coding region runs from base 70 to 495 and encodes 141 amino acids. The record is from RefSeq and is a predicted model, not a curated record. The transcript has 5 exons.